AUGGUAUCUGGCCAGAGUAAAGCUGUUGUAAAGCGCCCGAAAAAGGCGAUGUCGCAUCAAGAGUCGCCAGUGCCAUCUCAGCACCACACUGUCGCAGAUGCCGUCGACCAGGGCCAUCGCCCACGACAUCGGCCCACUCGUGCCCCCAAGAUGACGACGGGCGGAUUAACUAAAGAUGAGGAUGAAAAGCCAGCACAUUUCCUUAACAACGACCUUACACUGUUCUUGUUACCGAGCCUUAUAGCUUUUCGAAUACUAAAUUCGUUGAUUAUAACAACAACUUUCGUGCCCGAUGAGGUGUGGCAAUCGGUAGAGGUGGCACACAAAUGGGUGUACGGAUAUGGAGCCCUCACCUGGGAAUGGAGUCCCGAGGUGGCGAUCCGAUCUCCUCUUUAUCCCUUGCUAUUUGCUGGAAUGUACAAACUUAUGGCAUUUUUCGGCAUAGACUCUCGUCAAGCCAUUAUUCAAGUGCCUCGUCUAUUUCAUGGCUUUCUGGCUGGUGUGACUGACUAUACUGUGUACGAGAUGGCCCUGAAGUUGAGUGGCGAAAAAUCGGCCAGAUGGGUGCUCUUCGCUGAAUUGACUAACUGGUUCACUGCAUACUGCGCACCACGCAGCCUUAGCAACUCACUCGAAUGGGCGCUGCACGCGAUGGCCUUCAGGCACUACCCUUGGCCGUCAGUCCCAGGCACUGGCUCGAGUUCUCCCGCGUUCUUUCUGCUUAGCGUCGGCAUUUGUGUGGUACUUCGUCCAACGGCUGCCGUUCUUUGGGCACCUGUAUGCCUGCACUAUCUCUACCAACAGCUGAGAGUGUCUUCAAGCAAGUUUUGGAAAACACUUCGUCUUGCCAUGAUCAUUGGCAUUCCUUGCCUAACUGUUUCAGUUAUUGUUGACCGAGUAGUCUUUGGCUGCUGGACUGUAAAUCAGCUCAACUUUCUUUGCUUCAAUCUCCUCUCAAACGGAGCUGAUUUCUACGGCGUUCAGCCUUGGCAUUGGUACCUCACAAACAGUCUCCCCUUGACCCUCAUGUGUCAUCUGCCACUUGCGUUGAUCGGCUGGUUGUUUGAUGUAUUACCUCAACUAAGUAGGAUCCAGUGGCUCACAAAAUACCGUGACCCCUCAAAACCUCCUCUUUUGAGAAGAGAAAGGAUCAUCGCAAGACGCAUCGGUGUCUGGAUUGCAUGGAUCGUGCUUGCCUAUAGCUGUCUAGCACACAAGGAAUUUCGUUUCCUUUUCCCUGCGUUCCCCUUGUUCAUGUACUACGCUGGUCGUGGUCUGCUUCACCUAUCCUACACCUUGAACAAGUUGCGGAAACCCGAGUUUGAGUCCCACUCCUUCUGUUCUCCUAUCCGUGUGGUGGUUAGUCUCAUCCUGGUCUCGAAUCUCCUUCUGGCCUCCUAUGUGUGCCUUAUUCACCAACGGGGGCCGGAUCAGUUGAUGUCAGUUUUUGCUAGGCAAGCUGCAGGCGCUAACUGGGCCAACAUGCCUACUCAGCCCAGAAUUCUUGCGCUCAUGCCCUGUCACAGCACGCCUUACUUGAGCUACCUCCACCAGAACGUCAGCCUGCGUCUGCUGUCUUGUGACCCGGAUUUUUCUGACUGGCACAAAGCCGGUUCCCAGCCCUACGUUGACGAGGCCGAUGAGUUCUACAAAGACCCCGUGGGCUGGCUCGGUGCAAAUUACCCCACAAGCCGACAGCCACACUACAUUGCAAUGUUCACAGAGCUCGUGAGUAACCCCGGCUACGGUCAACAGGUUGUGGACUGGCUUCAAGCAAAGUCGUAUUCACUCUGCGCAAAGAUAUUCCACGCCCAUUUCGUCUCUCACUCACGACACGGUACUCACAUUGUUGUGUGGUGUGCGACAAACUGGAACCUCACUCUCACCGCUGGUGCUCCUGCCGGUCUUGUCUAG
This is a messenger RNA of Mesocestoides corti, 1914 nucleotides long. The record is from the annotation of a GenBank genome assembly. NCBI's taxonomy places the organism in Eukaryota, Metazoa, Platyhelminthes, Cestoda, Cyclophyllidea, Mesocestoididae.